CUGAGUUCCAGCCCAGCAUAUCAGUACUCGUGUAUGAGCCCUGCCAGUCGACGAAAGCUGUGUCACAGAGCCGUGACUUGUUAGCUACUGUGUCAUCACUAUGUUCACCUCCAGGCACCCCGAAGACCAAUUCCGGUUGCGCAUGCACCGCGCGCGCAGUGUCGAACUGAGCAACGACGAACUCGUCGAGAUCCGAGCGGCCCAGCGGACAUUCGAGGGCGCGUACAUCCGAACGUCACUGUCCCAAUUCUCCUUCGCCCUCGUCGUCCUCAAGAUCUUCACCUCGGAAUUUUAUAGUAUAGGGGCAUUGUUCGCCGUCUACGGCGCGGGUGUGCUCUUGGUCAGCGCGUACCGCAGACAGCAGGGGAACAAACAGUUUUUCAAGGAGGUCGGCGACGACGGACUGGGCAGAAAGAGGUUCAGGACGAGUGGGAACGUGGUGGUCGUCUUAACGGCCUUGAGCGUGGCGGCGUAUAUCACGCUGCUGGUCCUGACGUUGAGACUCCGGAAUUGAAGAUUUGAAUGGAAAACGGGAAGUGAUGCUGCGCUCCUGAUGGACACAUCUUGACAACCAAAAAAACUCCUCAUCAUACAUACAUGGCCACGCACUGGGAAGAAGAGAAGAAAAUGGGACCUGGCAAGCAAGCCCCAAGGCCCAGCGCCUAGUGCCGAACGCCCACUGUCCACCCCAACCCCUAAUCCGCAAGUCAAGCGGACGAACAUUCAUCUUACAAACGACACGACACCCUAGAGCAACAUCACUCGACUUGGGACGAUAGGGAUGAUCCCCCCCUCCUCCCACCUAUAUCAGAGAAAGGUGUGGGUAACGAUGAACUGCCUUGCUGGCAUGGUCAAGUAUAAUUAUCACCCUCCUCAGGACCCAUUCAGGCGGAAUUACAGAGCUACAUACGUAAUAUGCCCGAAGCGAGUCGGACGAUCAGCUGCGUCCAACCGCAGGGGAGGCUCAUACCUUCGCGAGACCGAUCCGAUUAUGUAUGACGCCGAAUGGCAAUAUUUUACCGGAGAAGCACGACCUUGUGCAAAGAUACAUCCUCCGACUAGACAGUCACGAGUCUUCGCUCGAGGUUUGACUACCAGGUUUGUUUAAUAUGGCUCACGAUGACAAGCUGGCCCGUCAAGUGGCCUCGACUUUGGCAUGCGUGUAUCCAUACGCCUGUCACGAUAACAAAUGGCUUUAAGAAGGAGUAGUGAUGGGAAAGGCACAUCAGAGACUUAAUUUCUAGCCUUAUUCAUGUAUACAAUACCUACUUACAGAGUAUAACUGAAGCGAACAACCUUUUAGGGUCCAAGUUUGGUUUGUUCGAACUCAAUCUUUGCAAGACAAGAACCUUUC
Molecule: messenger RNA, 1354 nt
Organism: Exophiala oligosperma
Lineage: Eukaryota; Fungi; Ascomycota; Eurotiomycetes; Chaetothyriales; Herpotrichiellaceae
Exons: 2
Coding region: 101-514 (137 amino acids)
Source: RefSeq, a predicted model, not a curated record